Molecule: messenger RNA, 4786 nt
Organism: Notodromas monacha
Lineage: Eukaryota; Metazoa; Arthropoda; Ostracoda; Podocopida; Cyprididae
Source: the annotation of a GenBank genome assembly
UAUUUGACAGCAACUGCGAUGAUGCAUGUAUUUCAGUAAUUCUUCCGGGAGUGUGUAAUUUUUUUUUGUCAUGUGAAAACGCUGCGCUAAGUGUGAAGAUGGUGUCGCAGGAAGGCUUUCAGUUUCCCCACCUUUUGUGCGCAAGCCUUCUACUGUUAGGAAAGGCAGGUGCAGCACUCAAACCAUUACAUAUCGGAGGCAUCUUUCCAAUCAACGGUACUUCGGCUGGUUGGCAAGGAGGACAGGCUUGUCAACCGGCUGCUAUGUUGGCUCUGGAAGAUGUGAACAAACGUGAAGACAUACUUCCUGGAUAUGAACUGAGUCUCACGUGGAACGACAGUGAGUGCAAUCCUGGUCUGGGAGCAUCUGUCAUGUACGACUUACUGUACAAGCCGCCGCAAAAGGUGUUGCUUUUGGGAGGGUGCUCAACUGUCUGUACCACAAUUGCCGAAGCUGCUAAAAUGUGGAACCUAGUGGUGCUUUCUUAUGGUGCGAGUUCCCCGGCUCUGUCGGACAGGAACAGGUUUCCUACGUUUUUCCGGACGCAUCCAUCGGCCACUGUGCAGAACCCGACUCGAGUGAAGCUAUUCCAGAAAUUCGGUUGGACCCGGAUCGCAAUUUUGCAACAGGCUGAAGAAGUUUUCAUAUCGACGGUGGAAGAUCUGGUAGCCAAAUGCAGCGAAGCUGGCAUUGAAGUUGUGACUCGACAGUCAUUCCUCACUGAUCCCACGGAUGCCAUAAAAAAUCUGGUCCGACAAGAUGCACGUAUCAUCGUGGGUUUAUUCUACGUCGUAGCUGCUCGCCGCGUGCUUUGCGAGAUUUUCACCCAGAAGCUUUACGGGGAAUCCUUCGCAUGGUUUCUUAUCGGCUGGUAUGAAGACAACUGGUAUCAAAUCAAUUUGAAGGAAGAGCAUCUAGCGUGCAAUCAAGAACAAAUGAAACUGGCCGCUGAAGGUCACAUAACGACGGAAGCGCUCAUGUGGAACCGCGACAACGCCAAGACAAUCUCUGGAAUGACGUCUGACGAGUUUAAGGCACGUCUCGACAAGGCCCUGGUCAAGGUUGGCUACGAUGUCGAGUCCGGUCGAUACCCAGAAGGCUAUCAGGAAGCACCGCUAGCCUAUGACGCAAUAUGGGCAGCUGCUUUAGCACUCAACAAGACCAUGCGUCAACUGCGGCAAAUGAAACGAAGCCUGGAAGAGUUCACGUACGAGGACAAAGAAAUCGCGCACUUGAUAUACUCUUCUAUGAACACGACCCAAUUUCUUGGAAUAUCGGGCACUGUGGCGUUUAGUGCGAAGGGUGACCGCAUUGCUUGGACGCAGAUCGAACAAAUGGUGAAUGGGUCUUACGUGCCGCUGGGUUACUUUGACACGCACACAAAUAACCUGACGUGGCUGAAAAGCGAGAAAUGGAUCGGUGGGAAACCCCCGAAGGACAAGACGGAGAUAAAGGACCAGUUGCGGACAGUGUCGCUCACUUUGCUUGCUGCUGUAUCUUCUAUAUCUCUCGUUGGGAUUCUCGCUGCCUUGGGACUUCUGUGCUUCAUGUAUGCGUAUAGGACCAAACGCCUCAUCAGACAAUCCCAGCCGAUCUGCAACUGCAUGACUCUGGUCGGAGUGUGCGUCUCACUAACUGGAGCGAGUUUACUGGGACUUGACGGUCGUCUGGUGCCGUCGAACCUGCUGGCAUUUAUUUGUCAUCUUCGUGCUUGGCUGCUGACGAUCGGCUUCUCCCUGUCGUACGGUGCCAUGUUUGCAAAGAUCUGGAGUGUUCACUCGCUGGCCACGAAGGCGAAGGCUCAAGGAACGAAGCCACCGUCGGGUCCACACAGGCCAUGGUUGAUGGUGGUUGGCUUUGUGGUGGUGGACAUCAUUAUCCUUUCCGCCUGGACGUCUGUGGAUCCUCUGGAGCGGAAACUGGAGUUGUUUCCGCUCGAGGAUCCACCGCCGCACGUGUCGGAAGAUAUCAAGAUCCUUCCGCAGCUCGAGCAUUGCGUGUCCCGGAACAACCCGAUAUGGCUGGGUAUUCAACUCGCUCAUUGGCAUGAACAGGAGCAUGUGUUGAAGCGAGCAACGACCUUUUUGUUUCUCUCAAUUUGCUACCAAGCUAUUUCAAGAGUCAUCUACGCCUACAAGGGUCUCCUGCUGCUUUUCGGCCUGUUCCUUUCUUACGAGACUCGGAGCGUAAAGCUGAAGAUGGUCAACGACUCCCGCUACGUGGGAAUGGCCAUCUACAACGUGGCCAUUUUGUGCGUCAUCACUGCCCCGGUUUCGCUCGUCAUCGCCUCGCAACCUGACGCCAGCUUCGCAUUCAUCGCCUUCUCCGUCAUCUUCUGCUGUCUCAUUUCGCUGGGAGAGUAUAAGUAUGGCUUUCACUCAUUCUUGUCGGGUUACAUUAUCGCGUCUCCCGAGAAAUUAUUCAUAAACGAGUCGUCGUCGCCGCCGCCGUUUCAGACGCUUUUUAUCGCGGAAUUGAUCAGUAACCCGUCAAACAGCAGGGAAGAGAUUCGACAUUCGAAUAAUACCACCAAUGCCGGCGAAGACUAUCAGAAGUUACAGCGCUUGUUGAAGGAAAACGAGGAAUUGCAACGAUCAUUGGACGAAGUGAGUUGGGUUUUGCAAAGAGGAAAGCUUUCCGGAGUCAUCUACGCCUACAAGGGUCUCCUGCUGCUUUUCGGCCUGUUCCUUUCUUACGAGACUCGGAGCGUAAAGCUGAAGAUGGUCAACGACUCCCGCUACGUGGGAAUGGCCAUCUACAACGUGGCCAUUUUGUGCGUCAUCACUGCCCCGGUUUCGCUCGUCAUCGCCUCGCAACCUGACGCCAGCUUCGCAUUCAUCGCCUUCUCCGUCAUCUUCUGCUGUCUCAUUUCGCUGGCUCUCAUAUUCAUACCGAAAUUCUUGUCGGGUUACAUUAUCGCGUCUCCCGAGAAAUUAUUCAUAAACGAGUCGUCGCCGCCGCCGUUUCAGACGAUUUUUAUCGCGGAAUUGAUCAGUAACCCGUCAAACAGCAGGGAAGAGAUUCGACAUUCGAAUAAUUCCACCAAUGCCGGCGAAGACUAUCAGAAGUUACAGCGCUUGUUGAAGGAAAACGAGGAAUUGCAACGAUCAUUGGACGAAAAAGACGCCAGGAUACGAUUGCUGAAGGUGAAGAUCGAGGAGAAGAAGCAGCGGGAAUUGGCCGAGUUGUCGAGCGCCGCCGCGGAGAACGCCAACGCCGCUGCCCCGAUGGUCGGGAACCACCGCGUUUCGAGCGCCGCUACUGCAGCCGCCGCCGCCGCCGUUGUGGCCGAGCGACGUCAGUCGUCGUUGUCGACGUCGUCGUCGAAGCCUCGUCACGCGGCUCGGAUUGUCCCCGGCGGACGAUCGGACGACGAUGAGGAUGAUGAUGACGAUGACGAGUCCGAGCUGCGGCCGUUGCGGGAAGCAGCAACAGCGGCGGGUGAGGCGAACAAUGAAAGCGACUUGGAGCUGGAUGAUUCGACGCGUCGCGUGAGGAUCGCGGCAGAUGGCGCCAGUGAGUCGAACGACGGACGCGGCUUGUUGGAGGACCAGUACUUCCUCAAGUUGGCUGAUGGCGUGGAAGUGGAGCUGGUGAAGCCGUCGAAGGGCGCCGCGGUGGAGUCGUACCUUUAGGAAAAGGGUUUUUUUCCUUUUCUCUGUGUUGAAAUGAGAGGAAACUUAUCAUUCGCUCAUUUUGGUUCGAGGUCUAGGGAGUGACGUAAGAAGCGGUGGCGUAGCAGCGAAAUAACGCUAGAUGUCGUUGCUCCAGCUCUGUUACCAUAGAAAAUACAGUUGCCGUUGAAAAGGUAAUCCUGACGUGGAAAAAGCAGCCCAGAGUUGGAGGAAUCCAUCCCUUACUUCAGAAAAAAAAAAAUUGUCACAAUUUUGCGUGCGAAUCUUGAUGCAACACAUUUUUAAAUCUAUUAAAUUUUUUUUGGGUCUCUGAAAACUUUUUAUUUCAGCAAGAUUUGACCUGUACACUUGAAAAAAAAAAUACACACUUGUCAUCAUCUCAUGUUUCAUCUGCCCAGGUUAUCAUGUGUGUGAAUGAGCUUUGUCGCAAUUCCCAAUGAGGGUGAACUUUCUUCUAGAUGGAAUCUUAGUUCUUACAAAAUUGAAUUACAUUUUCAAAUUAAUUGUUCGUGAUUUUAGCUUUUUACACAUACACCAUUCAUCUUCAUGGACUUCACUGUGGGUCCUAUAUUUUUUAUGCAACUUCCUCUCCUCACAUUCUAAUGCAGUACUGUACUGUACUUUACAUUAAGUUACUAGGGCAUAAAUGAGACAGUCUCUUUAUUAUUGUGAACGUACAUUCUUUUGGAAAAUAUAGUUGCUCAGAAGAAAGCAAUUCGAUGAAGUAUUCCCAAUUUUUUCUUCGUCUUGCAAUGUAAGCCUGAUUUAUUUGAUGUGAAAAAGUAUUUCGUUCAUCUUGAUUUGAUCACAUUUUCUGAAGAAGAAAUCUAGUGGAAGUUGAAUUACCAUAAGAAUUUCUUAUAGCUUUUGACUCUUCGAUUUGGGUCUGUAUUCAACAACUUCCAUGCUUCAUGGUGAAUUUUCCAUCGCUGGGAAAGAUUUUUAAUGAUCUCAUCACUAGUCGUGGAGGGAUGAAAUUUCAGAAAUGCAUGAUCUCUGUCAAAAUUGCGUAUGGUGAGCACAGGAAAGGAAAUGAUGUCGCGAAGCUCUGUGCUUUAGUACUUUAUCGUGGCUUCAUAUUGCUCUAUUCCUUGAAUUGAUGUCUGUGUCGAAUUGGGCUGAAAUGUAUGAAUCAAAAGAGAUUGUGUUCA